This is a messenger RNA of Etheostoma spectabile (orangethroat darter), 4221 nucleotides long. Its product is annotated as lysosome membrane protein 2. The record is from RefSeq and is a predicted model, not a curated record. Gene Ontology annotation, biological process: protein targeting to lysosome; receptor-mediated endocytosis. NCBI's taxonomy places the organism in Eukaryota, Metazoa, Chordata, Actinopteri, Perciformes, Percidae. Gene Ontology annotation, molecular function: scavenger receptor activity. Gene Ontology annotation, cellular component: cytoplasm; membrane; lysosome. Bases 434 to 1987 code for a protein of 517 amino acids. The transcript has 13 exons.
UCUCGAGGAGGGAGUGAGAGACUUCACAGCACGCUACAAAUACUCCGUGGCAGAAUUCUCUUUUUGUUGAAUGCGCCCUUCAGACUGACUUAGCCAGGGCUCCUCGUGUUGGUCAAAGGGAACAGCUUACUUCUUUAUUAAACACACGUAAACAGAUUUAACUUUGUAACUUAGAAACUCGUGAGACCAAAUUCAGCAUCACCAACCGUUACUUUGUUGCUCGUCGGCUAGAGUAGUCGACCCAGUUUUUUAAACUUUUCCAACAAAACAUAGAGGAAAGUAUCAGGGAAGGCAAGGUUUGAUCUCAUACAUCACAGCCUUUGCAGUUGGGAACACUUUAUAUGAGUUGUGCAGGAAAGUAGCUUAACCUAACGGAAAAUAACCAUCCAUCCUCAAGAGUCUCGCGCAGCUUUCUGUGCUAGCACCUGCAAACAUGACACGAAGAUCCUGCGCGAUUUAUGCGGUCGGCAUCAUCUGCGCUUCCCUGCUGUUCAUCGGGAUUGGUUUAGUUGUGGCUCAAGUUUUCAGCAAGUUAAUGCACAACCGCCUUAAAAAGGAAAUCGUUUUGGUAGAGGGAAGUCGUGUGUUUGAGUCAUGGAAAGCCCCUCCACCUCCUGUAUACAUGGAGUAUUUUUUCUUCAAUGUGACCAAUGUGGAUGCCUUCCUUGAAGGGGCCAAGCCAGAGGUCACGCAGGUUGGACCUUACACGUACAGGGAGUACAGGUAUAAGGACAAUGUGAGCAUGGUGGACAAUAACAGGAUGGUGUCUGCAUACAACAUCAAAAGCUUUGUGUUCCUGAGAGAGAAGUCCGUGGGUGACCCAGCUGUGGAUAGCAUCACCACUGUCAACAUCCCUGCUUGGGCUGUAAUGAACAAGGUGAAAGGGAGUUUCUUUAAGACCUCCAUGGUGUCCAUCUGGAUGAACUCUUACAGGAGCGGUCUCUUCACUACCCGCACUGUGGAUGAACUGCUGUGGGGAUACGAAGAUCCCUUGCUGGCCCGCGUCGCUAGCACCAAUCCUGAUGUGGAGAAGGUCUUUGGCCUCAUGUACAAGAAAAAUGGAACUGAUAGCGGGGAAUUUAUCUACCACACUGGGGUGCAGGACUACAUGGAUUACGGCCGCGUUGAAACAUGGAAAGGCCAAAGCCAGCUGACCUUCUGGACAUCUAACCAAAGCAACAGCAUCAAUGGAUCAGAUGGAAGUGCUUUCCAUCCCCUGCUGAACAAGAACGAACGUAUUUAUGUCUUCACUCCAGACCUCUGCAGGUCGAUCCACAUGGAAUUUGAGAAGGAUGUAGAGGUGAAAGGAAUCCCAGCCUACCGUUUCACACCACCACGCUCUGUUUUUGCCAGCAAAGAGGAGAACCCAGCCAAUGAGGGUUUCUGCGUCACCCCAAAAGAGUGCCUGGGAACUGGCCUUCUUAAAGUCAGUCCUUGUCGAAAAGGUGCCCCGGUAGUUGCCUCCUUUCCUCAUUUUUACCUGGGAGAUGCUAAAUAUGUGUCUGCCAUUCAAGGAAUGUCUCCUCAAAGACAACAUCACCAAACCUUCCUAGACCUUAACCCGACCACUGGAGUGAUUGUUCGUGCAAACAAGAGAGCACAGAUCAACAUCUUGCUCAGCAGAAUCCCUGGAUUCCCGAAAACUAGAGUGCUGAAUGAGACAAUCUUUCCCGUCAUGUUCCUCAAUGAGAGUGUGGUGAUUGAUGAUGCGUCUGCAGCGAGAGUACACAAGCUGCUGCUGAUUGUCACUCUAGUGUCCAACUUCCCGCUCAUUAUUGUGGGACUGGGUGCCAUACUGCUCGUAGCCCUCAUCAUCCUUCUGGUCCGGGCCCGCAAACAGAAGAAGGAAGUUAAGCGUGUGUUUACCAAGGCUCUCUAUGCUACCUCCACUGAAGAGGACACUUCUUACUCUCCAGUCAGUGACAAGGAAAAGGAAGAUCCUCAAAAUGGAACCUAUAUCGGUCUGUCAGCUAAAUGUGACCCAUAAGCUUGACGAGGAGGAUAAUGAUCAGGAGGGCGCUUUGUACAUUGACAACCCUCAGAAAUACAUAUAGGGAUUUGGGUUUUCAGGAGAGAGAUUAUUGUCAAUAUCUCCUUUAUGAUUGGAAAUCUUUGGGGUGGGGGGUUGAGGGCUAGAGGAGGGAAACAUGUUUUUAGUUUUAAACAUACUGUCCUGUGUGUAUUCAUUUUAGCCAUGCAGAGCUACCUGUAGUCCAGGUCUAGCACAAUAUAUUCCUAGAAAAAGUUUGACAUUCAUUCAAAAACAUUGUACCGAGGGCUACAUUUUGUUUUUUGGUUAAAUCAGUUGCUGAUAGCUUCAGUUGUCAAAUAAGUAGAAAUGGAAAGCCUACUUUGUGGUGUUCCGAAACAAACAAACAAACCCACCCUUUAACCCUCAAGUGUGGGAUCAAUUUGAUGUUAGUGCUGUGGCCUCACCUUCUUUUCUGUUACUUAGACUGUGCCUUCAGAUUUUAGUGACUGGUUACUAUGUUACAGGGCAUAGAGGGUAAUUUGGGACCAGGGUAAUGAAGUCCAUACAUCAUGAUUUUUUUAAAUACCAUACGUCACUCUCAGGGGUCCUCUGCUUAGAUACAAUCAAUCACUAUUAAAGAAUUGGAGAGAAGCAAAACAUACUGCAGGUCUUCUCUUUGUGCAGUAAUUUAAUCAAUUCAGUAUUACUAUGUGUCAUUUGCAUUUCCUCCUAAACUAAAUGUUACAAAAACUUGACAUUGCUCAUUAGUGUUUUCUAUUCAUGCACUGUAUUUAGAGGGAUGGCUGUAAACAUUGUUAGCAAUGCACCCGAGAAACCUUCAGAGUAUAUUUUUGUAUAUAUACAGUGUAAGGUGUGUUGGAACUGUUUACAUUCCUCUCAUUGUAUGAUUGGAAUGAACAUCAGACAAAACGCUGUAAUUUUGGAUAUUUUAAUUUUUGUUAAAAAAUAAAUCAUUUUUGUUUUUUGUAAAUGUAGAAACGUUUGAAUGAGGAUUAUGCUAUGUCAAAGCUUCACAGAUGUCUUCUAGUAGUAUAAGGAUCAACACCUUUAUCAGCCAUAUAAAGGCCUGAAUAUGACAGGAUUUUGUGGUUGAAAUUAUGAUUCAUACAAUACAGAAUAUGUGUGAUACAGUACUCUUACCCUACAUAACUGCUCACUUAACCAUUUAAACAAUAGAAUUCAGUCAUUAUCAUUGCAAACUGUGCUUUUUUGAUGCUUUUGUGCUUUUGUUGAAGGCCUUAGUAUUGUUGGAGCUGAUUAUGAAACCAAACUAACAUUUUUUUCUUUAAUGUUUGUGAAAGAUUUCAUGUCAAAUGUCAAGGCAUUGCAAAACUCACAAAGGUUUAAUAUGAAGAAACAUUCUAGUUGUGCCUUUAAAAGAAUCAAUGUUACGGAAUUUAUUUUUGCCUUUUAUAGUUUUCACGUAUUUUGUGAAAAGAACGUCUUGUCAAACCAACACAUCUACUCUUGCGUACUAUAUAUCAUUUUCUUCCAGAUACCAAACAAAACUAAACAUGAAACUGCUAGGAGUUUUUAUAGUGUGCGGCAGGGUCAAACUGCACUUUGAAAACACUUUGCUUGAAUAAUAGAGUGUUGUGCAGAGCCACAGCUUUCUCACUUGUGAAAACAGUUGAUUACAGGUGCCAUUUAAUGUAAUAUGAAAAAGCUGCACAAGUACUACUUUUGAACUGCGUUGAGCCCAGCUUUUAUUUCUGUGCUUAUUCUUAGUUGUAACAUUUAAGGAUGACUGAGUUUCUUCAUAUCACCUCAUCGUUACGUGCACUGCAGUAAUCAGCAUUAAAUAUAUCAGACGAUAGCAGAGAAGCUGUAACAAGUUUCAAUGGAUUUCUGCUUCUUCAUUUAGUUUUACUAUUUGUGUUUGAUGUAUACUUUAAUCAGUUAUGUACAAUAAAAAUGAAGAAAAUAGAAGAAAUUCAGUGUGCAUAAUCACUUUCAUAAGAAGGGGAAUAAAUGGAUAAAGCAAGCUUUUUACACAAUAUUAGUGUUGUGAUUAAAAAUAUUAAAUUAUUUUGUUGAUUUGGUAAAACCAAAACACAGAAAGCAUGAUAUGGACUACACUAGGCUACUUUGUGCCAUACUUUGAUAACAGAUUGUACUUUCUGAAAUUAUUGUUACUGCCAUAACCACUUGUUCUUCUUAUUGUCAGCUUGUUUUGAAAUGCUGACUGUUAAUACUGUGUACACAAAAAUAAAAGUAGUUUCAGUAAA